GUUUAGUUCAUGACUUAAGGAAACUUGCUAUUCUCCUGAUUGUUAUAAAAUGCAGCUUAACAAUUAUUUAAAUUGGCCAGUAGUUUAUCUUAACCCGGAGCUGCAAAUCCAGCUGCAUUGCCGGUAUUUCCUAUCCAAUGGUAAAACCAGACUCGAGUCCUGUCGUUACUAGCAACCAAUAGUAGAUGCCAUUGGCCCAAUAAAGCUGGAUUACGCAUGCGUUUGGGUAAUUAUUCGCCACAUGUUUGAAUUACAAUUCGAAUAGCAACUCGAUACAAUAGACCACUUUUCCGCUAAGAAGCCUCAAAAACAGCAAAAUGACUGACCAAUUGACAGAGGAGCAAGUUGCCGAAUUCAAAGAAGCAUUCGCCCUUUUCGACAAAGAUGGCGAUGGCACUAUCACAACCAAAGAGUUGGGAACAGUCAUGAGGUCACUGGGACAGAACCCUACGGAGGCGGAACUUCAGGACAUGAUAAACGAAGUCGAUGCUGACGGUAAUGGUACUAUAGACUUUCCUGAAUUUCUCACUAUGAUGGCCAGAAAGAUGAAAGAGACAGACAGUGAAGAGGAGAUCCGAGAGGCAUUCAGGGUAUUCGACAAAGAUGGCAAUGGUUUCAUAUCCGCCGCAGAACUUAGACAUGUCAUGACAAAUCUAGGUGAAAAACUUACUGAUGAAGAAGUAGAUGAAAUGAUUAGGGAAGCAGACAUUGAUGGAGAUGGACAGAUUAACUAUGAAGAAUUCGUCGGCAUGAUGACCUCCAAAUAGAGACAACAUACAAAUAGAAUUUAAAACAAGAAAACCCGAAUCCGUCCACAAUAUAGGUUUCGAUGAACACGUUGCUCAAGUUUGAUAAUAUGACUUUACAAGUAUCACGAGAGUAGUCUAGAAUGGCAUAUCGUAUUUAAAUAACUCCAUUUGUACAAGUCAUCCUGGAAGUCACUAUACUCAUCCGGUUAUUCUAGUCUAUUUUCUUAGCCAGUUUGAACUCCUACCAAUAAAGGAAAGGCCACCAUGCUAGGACCAUCACAAUAGACUAAUUUGAUCCUUAGUUUUCAAUCAUCAGUACGACAGCGUAAAACGUUAACAUGCAACAGAAAAUGCCAUUGAAAUACAGGUCAACCGAGAUAUGAUUUUCCCGAGUAACGUCAUUGUCAUCUGGUUACUGAUUUUCUAGGUAUUUAUCUUUGUACAAUCAACAAUAUAAAGUGAAUAAAACAAUUGUAUAUAAUUAUAAACACUUA
Molecule: messenger RNA, 1243 nt
Organism: Owenia fusiformis
Lineage: Eukaryota; Metazoa; Annelida; Polychaeta; Sabellida; Oweniidae
Source: the annotation of a GenBank genome assembly